UCUCUGUCUGUCUUGCCAGCCUAGAAGCCUCCUAUCCCUACCGAGCUCCCAUCAUUAUGAAAUUCCUUCUGAUUUUGACUGUUGCCUUGCUCCUGGCCCAGCUCACCCCAGCCAUGAAGUGUUGGAGUGCGUUGGGAAGAUGCAGAACAACAUGUCAAGAGAGUGAAGUGUUCCACAUACUGUGCAGGGAUGCAACUAUGUGCUGUGUACAUCCCAAGUACAUACCGAUCAAAACCUGAAUCCUCAAACAUAGCUGGAAGAUUGGGAUAAACGUCUGUGGUACACCCCAUCAAACUUGAGUCUACCAUCAUUGGACCCACGGUUCUGUGAACUCAUUCUUGGCCCUACCCUGUUUGUGUUCUGGCAGUUCUACACAUUAUAUUGCAAUUAGAAAUGCUAUAUAUAUUUUGUAUAUAUCACAUUAAAAUAAAUAAGGAAGGAAGGUGCGUAUGGAUAUUAGGGGGACCAGGAUGGACCAGUAAGUGGCAGUAAUCUCAGUCUUGCCCAUAGCGCUUAGCAGGCUGGCCCAUGGCUGGUCCCAGAAGUGAUAUGAAUAAGGAAUGUUCAUUCUUUCCUUUUGAUUCUUGUUUUCUAGACCAACACUGCCAGUAGAAGUUUCUGCA
Sus scrofa (pig) is the source of this 623-nucleotide messenger RNA. RefSeq names its product defensin beta 121 (gene DEFB121). Lineage: Eukaryota; Metazoa; Chordata; Mammalia; Artiodactyla; Suidae. Gene Ontology annotation, biological process: innate immune response. The record is from RefSeq and is a predicted model, not a curated record. Gene Ontology annotation, cellular component: extracellular region.